Drosophila albomicans is the source of this 5628-nucleotide messenger RNA. RefSeq lists its product as uncharacterized. Lineage: Eukaryota; Metazoa; Arthropoda; Insecta; Diptera; Drosophilidae. Gene Ontology annotation, biological process: intracellular signal transduction; positive regulation of apoptotic process. The record is from RefSeq and is a predicted model, not a curated record. Gene Ontology annotation, cellular component: nucleus. Bases 108 to 5030 code for a protein of 1640 amino acids. The transcript has 5 exons. Gene Ontology annotation, molecular function: protein serine/threonine kinase activity.
AGCAGCAGAAAGCACAGAAAACGAGGCAAGAAGCAUAAUCAAAAUAUACAGCAGCAGCAGCAGCAACAGAAACACAAGCAACAGCAACAGCAACCAACAACCGCAACAUGGCAAUCGCUGCAGUGGGCAGCAGCAGCAGCAGCCAUUGUGGGCGUGGCCCGGCCAGCUUGUGGUUGAUUUGGCUGCUGUUGGCAGCACCAGCAUAUGCGGCGCCGGCAAAGACAGCAACUGUUGCUGAAGUGACAAUAGCAGCAACAGCAGCAGCAGCACCAGCAACAGCAACAUCAAAUGUGGCAACAGCAGCGCAACAGCUGCAAAUAGGCGUUGAAGGCGAUACGCCCACAUUGAUUGCAACUGGCAGGCAGCAACAUGUCAGCCAGGCAACCACAAAAGCAGCAACAACAACCUCUACGACAACAACAAUACCAUCAACAACAACAUCCACGACAACAACAACAACUGCUGCACCAGCAGCAAUCACAACUACGAGUGUGACAACAGCAACAAGCAUUGCCAGCAACAGCAGCAGCACUGCAACAGCAACCACAGCAGCAACCUCCACAACUACAACAACAACAACAACAACAGCGAGCAGCAACCAUUUGCCGGAAUCGGUGGUGCAGCUGCUCGAUCUGGAAGUGACUGCAGCGCCACCUCAGAACAAAGGACACGACGGCCUCAAGCUGACCAAAAAGAAGCAGCUGCAACAGCAACACUUCCACGCCACCAGCACGUCACCAGCAGCAGCAACAGCAACAGGAAUGCUGCUGCCGGUGGCCAAUGGAUAUUUGGGACCCAUUUUCAUGGGCGAAAAGACAUUCAGUGUGGUGCAUCCACUAAAAAAGCCGCAACCAGCACAAGAAGAGGAGCAACCAAAGGUGGAUACGGAGUCGAUUGAGUCGCAGCUGCGCGAAGGACGCAUUGUUGAGAUUCUGGCGCCAACAGCGUUGCUCGAGAGCAGCACAACAACAACCAACAGCAGCAGCAGCCCGAUAACUGACAGCAACAGCAACAGCAACAACUUGGGCAGCAGCACUUCAACAACCACCACAAGUCGCCCCAUUUUGCCGCAUGCAAUGCUCUCGACAACCGUUUUCCAAGUGCCCGAACAGCAGCAACCACAACAACCUACAGCCGCAACAACAACCACAACCACAACAACAACAACAACAGCGAGCAGCACUCGCUUGCCAUUUGUGGCUGCUGUUGCUGAAAUAAGUGCGGUGCAAGCAACAGCACCUCGGACUGAAUCCAAAAUCUCCGACAUACAAAUCGAGGUCUACGACUCGACGGUGGAUUCGAUUGUGGCGUCCACGAAUUUCCGGGAUAAUCAAGGCUAUUAUCCGUUGCCCCUGGAGCCAGCGAUGGGCACCACAAAGCCACCGCCAAGUUCGCCGGUGGUGCAAGAGCGUUUCACCCAAUACGUGAUCGAUCGAGCGGAUGUCUCCACACAACCCGCUGAGCCAGGGAUGGGAAAACCGGAGCCAGCGGCGAUUGAGAUACACAUCAAUGUGUCGGAGGCCUUUGGCAGCGAGAGCGAAGAUCUCGAGUUCUCGUAUCGCCAGCCAGCGAAUAAGCCAAGCAAAUCAAAUGAUGAGAUACUUGUGGUCGAGAUCAUUGACAGCAGCACCGAGAACAUUUCGUCGAGCGCCAGUUCCGAGCAUUUGUUCAACUAUCCGGGAGCAUCGCAGCCACAGCCAGCGGUAAGGCCACCGCAAACGCAGGAUGCAACCGACGAGCUGUUUAUGGCGGAUCGUGGCAAUGGUUUGCCGCGACCACCGCAUCCGCCACCGCCGCCACCGAUGCCGCGCAAACCGAGCAUCGAUCGGGACUCCGAUACGAUAUUCUACAUCUCCAACACCGAGGUGAAGGUGGGCGAAUCCCUGCCCACCGCCAGCAGCAGCAGCAGCAACAACAACGAGCAGCAGCAGCAACGCAAACUGCAGCUGGAGAAUCAAUUCUUUCCGGCCAGCUACAUUAUGGAGCAACAACAGCAACAGCAACAACAACAGCAGCAGCAACAGAAGCUGCAGCGUAGCUCCUCCGAGGACAUUAUACUUUCACCGCUUCACAACACCGCCGAUGCGCUGAAGAUAUUGAGAAGUCCGGCCAUGUCUGGGGAUGGGGCUCCGCCCUUGGAUGUCACCUAUGUGGGGGAAUCGGUCAUUGAGGUGGAGCAACAAGCGUUGCCCUCAACACAGCAGCCGCCGCUGAUGGUCGCCAGCGUUCAACCGCAAGCGGACAUCAUUAUACAGCCGGCGGUGUUGCCGGAUCUGGCGAUUGGAGUGCCUGUAAUUGGUGAGCUGCCGCCACAGAUUGAGCUCAAGGAGAUCGACUAUAUGCCCGGUGAGCUCCUGGGUCAGAGUCAGGGUGGCAUCUAUGAGAAUGACAUCGAGAGCAAUAGCUUGGGCAUGGGCAUGGGCAUGGGCAUCGGUCAACCGGAUCCCGAUGUCAUCGAGAGUUCCAUUCAAUACGGUGGGGAUUUGAUCGAUGAUGGCGCUGGCGGUGGCUUCGAUGGCGUCGAGGGUUCGUAUCCCUUCGAUAGUCCCGCGCAUCGCUUGCAACAGCAUCAGGUCAACGGACAUCGCUACAGUCAUUUGCAUCGCGAACAGUUGCCGGUCGCCGAGCUCCUGAAUGCCACGUUGCUGCAACAGCACAACAACGACAGCGGCAACAUCUCGGAAUUGGGCGGCGCUUCGGCCAUGGCACCGUUGCAGCAUGGCGGAGCUCAGUUCUUCGAGACACACACCAGGAAUCCCUCAAUGUCGGAGCAACCAGCAGGUUAUUUCAAUCUCAUUGCUGUCUCGGUGGGUCUCAUCAUUGUUGUGCUCGCCGCUGGACUCUUGACCUCCAUGUAUUGUGCAGUUCGUUAUUUCUUGAACAAGAAUGCGACUUCGAGUGCCGCUGGCGAUGACAGCGAACAGGGCCAGGGACAGGACUCCAAGCAAGAGUUGUCAUCGGUGGCUGCCUCAACGCCUGUGUCGCAGCACAGCAGCAAUCGCGAGAGUAAUAAUCCGCAACUGGCUUGCAAACAGAAUCCGCAGCAUCCAAAUGCCGCCCUAAUACGCUCCAUGUCGUUGGCCUUGGCCAGCGGCGUGCAACGCAUUGAGUUUCAGUUUGAGGCACGUGCCGAACAGCAGCAAACACCGAGUGGCACCACAACGCCCUUGGCCACGCCCACAUCGACAUUUGCCGGCGGCUUUGCAUUCAGCGGUUCCGUCACUAAGAUGACGCUCAAAGAUAAUCAUCUCAUUGUCGUCACUGAAGAGCGACACGAUAUUUCGCGCAACGCACGAGAAACCAAAAUGCACACAGACAAGGACGGUGUCUUUGUGGUGGAAGUGGCACGUGGCAUCGACUCCAAACAGCCACCCGAUAGUCCAGCUGCAGCCGCUGCAGCAGCUGCUUCCGCUGACAUCACCGAGCUGCCCUUUGACACUUCGAACAGCAAUGGCGGGCUGAAGCAAUCGCCGGCAGCUUUGGAGAAUCGCUCGUUGCCACCGAAUCACGAACAGGUGCAGAUCCAUGCACCGCCCAGCGACUUUGCCAAUCCCUUGACCACAGGUGGAGCAGCUGGUGGAGCAACAGCAGCUUCCGCUGCUGGUUUGCAUCUCAUUGAGGAGGAAACACUUGCGGCCGAUGAGGAGGCAAUGAUGUUGCCCGAGUCGCAGCCAUUGCAAGCCACGGCUGCCACGGGUUUGUCGCAAUCGGAUUUGAGUUCCACAUCGUCGAGUGAUUCGAACAAACGUUACUCGUAUGGCAACCAGGAGCUGUAUGUCAUCGAUCAGCCCGGUUAUGUGACUAAUGCGCCAACGGUGAUUAGCAUUCCACUCCUGGUCAGCGAAGAGACAGCAGUUGAGCAACAGCAGCAGCCACAACAGCAAUCGCCAGAGCAGAAAAAGAAAGAGGAGCUAGAGAAGCAGCUUAAGAAGCAGCAGCAGACUACUGAGCAAAGGGAGCAAAGGGAAGACAAGUCAGAGUUGCAAAAGGCAGCUGAAGAAUUAGAGCAGCCAAAGCAAGCAAAGUCAGAGCAGCCUAAAGAAAAGCAGUCUGAGCCUAAGAAGGAGCAGUCGAAUGAGCAGCCAAAGGAAGCAAAGUCAGAGCAGCACAAUGAAGUCCAGCCUGAGUCUAAGAAAGAGCAACAGAUUGAGCUGACAGAGGAGCAGACAAAGCUAGCAUCGCCAAAUGACAUUGAGCAGCAGUCAGAGCUGAACAUAACUGACGCAGAAGUCAGAACUCCGAAAAUGACUGACGAGCAAGAGCUAGAAGGCAAGACAGCAGAGGACAAAGAAGUUACUGAGGAAGCUCCUAAGACAGAGACACAAGAAGAGAAGCAACAGGAAAGUCCUGCGAAAGAAACACGAGAAGAGAAGCAACAGGAAACUUCUGAGAUAGAGACUCAAGAGAAGAAGCAACAGGAAACUUCUGAGAUUGAGACAUCUGAGGAGACGCCAAGAGAAGCGCCAAAGGAAGAGAAUGAACUGGAAACUCCGCAAAAGAAUGAAACUCAACAACAGAAUGAACUAGAGACUCAGCAAGAUAAUGAACUGGAACUGAUUCAACCAAAGCCUCAAAGCGAAGCAGAGCUGCCAGCAGAGGAGCAACCGAAGCCAGAGCCAAUUGGGGAAGCCGAGUGUAGCUACGAUAGUUUGAUGAGUCUGCCGGAACCGCCGACAAACGAAGAGAUUAUGAACGAGGAGCUCAACGAUUACGCGCUAAUGGAAUCGAAUCAAUUGGAUUCGCUGCCACCGCCACCGCCACCGCCGCCAGCAGCAGCAACAGCAGCAGCCGUGAUCAAUGACAAUGGUCACAAUAACCAUAAGGAGCUGCCACCUCUGAGCAAUGGGAAGUCAGACCAAGGUGGACCAGGAACAGACGCAGAGCCAUCGACAUUGACGCCACCCGCCUCGCCGCCAGCAUCGCCAACAGCAUCGGCCACAGCAUCGUCAACAGCAACAGCAACAGCUUCGCUUUGCGGUGGCGGUGCUCUCAGCAAUGGCAUCCAUGCGGUGGCUGUCAAUGGCAGUUAAGAGCAGACCGACACACACAAAUUGAUGAUGGAAGGAGGGAAAAAAAAACCAAAAGGUAAGCUCGAAAUGAAAUAGUGCACUACAUUUUAAGAGGAUGUGUUUUUUUUUUUUUUAAUAUUGCGUGUAUAUUGAGGAUGCGAAAUGCAAGAAAGGCAUUCAAUUCGCCGCAAUCCUUUCGCGCCUCAAUGAAUGUUUAGGCUAGGCUAAGGGCAAUAGGCUGGCAAUAAGCCUAAUCUAUGAUAAUACGAAAAGAAUACAACCAAAUAUUUAUAUUAAUAAUAAUGAUAUACUAUUUCAAUUUUUCCACUUAACUGUUUGUUGAUUUUCAAAAUAUUGAAACAAAAACAAAAAUCACAAAAAAAACAAAUGAUAAUAUUUAAGAACAAUUCAAAUUCCGAUUAAUAUAAAUAAAUCAUAAUUAAUUGUUUGUCUAUUUGCGGCUGGCGCCAAACCCCCGAAAAAGAAAAAACAAAAGAAGCGCUGGCCAACACUGCUAUUUCAAUGUCUAUCUACAAACUACGAAAACGAAAAAACAUUUGAAUAAAUAUAUAUGAAAAAGAGAGAAACAACAAAACAAAUAAUAAUAAUAAUAACCACC